Molecule: messenger RNA, 5062 nt
Organism: Plectropomus leopardus (leopard coralgrouper)
Lineage: Eukaryota; Metazoa; Chordata; Actinopteri; Perciformes; Serranidae
Product: dynein axonemal intermediate chain 1
Biological process (GO): outer dynein arm assembly; cilium movement
Cellular component (GO): outer dynein arm
Molecular function (GO): dynein light chain binding; dynein heavy chain binding
Source: RefSeq, a predicted model, not a curated record
UCUUCGCAAUGCCACUGCCGAGCAACGCAGCUUUCACGAGAAAGGGCUCAACUGUUCAGAAGGUAACUUUACCUGGUGUUAAGUCAACCAAAGCUUCGAGUAAGAAAAAGGAUGAGGAAGAGGGUGUGGAUACAGCUGAUGGAUGGGACGAGUGGUCUCAUGGGAAAGCACUUAUUAAACCUCCAGAUCAACUGGAGCUCACUGAGGCUGAGCUGAAAGAGGAAAUCACAAGGAUCCUGACUGCAAACAACCCACAUGCCCCCCAAAAUAUUGUUCGCUACAGCUUCAAGGAGCAUUCCUACAAGCCUAUCAGUGCAGUGGAUCAGAUGGCUGUUCACUUUGUGUUGGAGGGCAGCCUGCUGCAUCGAGACUCUGAUGAGGCUCGUAGACUGCGGGCCAAAGAGGCUCUCCCUGAGGAGACUGCAACAGUCAACACUGGAGCAGAACCUGAUGAGGAGAAACCAGAAACCCCGGCAACACCUGUAGAGGAUGGAGGGGAGGUGGAGGAAGCUGGAGAAGAGGACAGACCAGACAGUGUUACCUCCAAAACUGACAGGAAGGAGCCAAAAGUCACUAACCAGUUCAACUUCAGUGAGAGGGCCUCCCAGACCCUCAAUAACCCGCUGAGGGAAAGAAGCUGCCAGACUGAACCUCCUCCACGCAGCAUCUUCUCUGCCACCGCUAAUCAGUGGGAGAUCUAUGAUGCGUAUGUGGAUGAACUGCAGAAACAAGAAAAAAAUAAAGAGAAACAGAAAGCUGUAGCAUCAAAGAAAGAGAAUGACAAAAGCAAAAAGAAGAUGAUGCCGAUGGAGACUCAGAGAGACGACAUCACAAAAGUAGGAAAGAUGUCCAAGAUCUGUGAACGUAUGGUCAAUCAGAAUACUUACGAUGACAUAGCACAAGAUUUCAAAUACUUUGAGGAUGCUUCUGAUGAGUUCAGGGACCAGGAGGGUACUCUUCUCCCUCUGUGGAAAUUUCAGUUUGACAAAGCCAAAAGACUGUCUGUCACUGCCCUCUGCUGGAAUAAGAAGUAUCAGGACCUGUUUGCUGUGGGCAUGGGUUCAUACGACUUCAGUAAGCAGGGGCGUGGCAUGCUCAUCUACUACUCGUUGAAGAACUCUGCCUUUCCAGAGUGCAUCUACCCCACUGACUCUGGCGUUCUGUGCCUGGACAUCCAUGAGCAGCAUUCCUGUCUGGUUGUGGCAGGCUUCUAUGAUGGCUGUGUAGCUGUCUUCAAGUUAAAGGAGGAUGGACUGGAGCUUGUGUAUAAGAGCACAGCUAAGACUGGCAAACACACAGACCCUGUCUGGCAGGUGCGCUGGCAGAAUGAUGACAUGGACAAUAACCACAAUUUCUACUCUGUGUCAUCGGAUGGCCGAGUUGUGUCCUGGACACUCGUCAAGAAUGAGCUGGUCUUUACAGACAUUAUCAGACUGUCAGUAAAUGGUGCUGUCUCUGAGGGACCAGAGGAUGCACAGCAGCCUGGCACCACCUGUGGUACAUCGUUUGACUUCCAUAGACAGAUCGACUAUCUCUUCCUAGUUGGCACAGAGGAGGGGAAAAUACACAAGUGCUCCAAGACCUACUCAAGCCAGUUUCUGGAGACCUACAAUGCCCACAGCAUGGCAGUGGAUGCUGUAAAGUGGAACCACUUCCACCCAAAGGUUUUCAUCUCUUGCAGUUCAGACUGGACUGUCAAGAUCUGGGACCAUACCAUCAACACUCCCAUGUUCACCUUCGAUCUGAAUGCAGCCGUUGGUGAUGUCGCUUGGUCUCCAUACUCCUCCACUGUAUUCGCUGCUGUCACAACAGAUGGAACAGUUCAUGUCUUUGACCUCAACGUCAACAAAUAUGAGGCAAUCUGCCAGCAGCCAGUGGUGGCCAAAAAGAAGGCCAAGCUGACUCACAUCGAGUUUAAUCCCAUCUAUCCUAUCAUCAUAGUGGGUGAUGACCGGGGCUACGUCAGCAGCUUCAAACUCUCUCCUAACCUCCGUAAGAAGCCCAAGGGCAAGAAGGGUCAAGAGCUGCCUAAGGGUCCAGAAGUGGAAGUAGCUAAGAUGGAGAAGCUCCUCAGUCUGCUUCGAGAACCAGAGCAAAGCACAGUUUAACGUCAGCUCUCCAACACAGCAAAAUGGUACAAUCUUUUAUUCUCAUUCAGUUAAAAAAAACACUUUGUUUGCUCAGUGUGUGCAACAGUAAAGCAGCAUCUACAAGAUAACAAAUUGUAUGUUUCCUCUUAUCUCUCUUAAGCUGUUAAUAAAUAAUUUAUAUUCAAUUAAUAAUGCAUUUAUUUAUACUGCGGUACUUGAUACAUAUUAAACAGGAAACAUCAGAAUUCCAUUGACUUGAAUGACCUCUUCUACAGGGAUUUAUUAAACCCAUUCCAUGUUUUGUACAAGUUGAUUAGGCUAAAAAGUGAGGGGGGAGAGUUACUGAAAAUGAACAGGGAGAUGAAUUAGCGUAAUAGAUUGAGCAUUUCUGGACGAUAUCCAGACAACUUAUCUUGGCUGGCACAUGCCGUCCCAGGCACCCAUCCAGGGAUGAGCUAGAAGCCUUUUAAUAUCCCAUCUACAGGGAGAACUUUACUUUGACUUAUGGCAGUGUCCGUCUUUAUUUUGCCUGUUACUCUCUAUCUCUGUCUUAAUGAUCCUGUCCUUCAGUGAAGUACCACCCAGUACUUUGAUGCUCAACUGGAAUCAAAUGUUGCCACAGUGCUCUCUUUUUUUCUCCUCUCCCUGCUACAGAGAGUUCCUUUGCCCUUCAUAUCUUCCUGUGAGCACAUGCAGCACUUUCUCUCUUAAGUGUGAUUCAUUACUUCAUCUCCACAAGUUUGGCUAGCGAGGGCUGCUCUGUCACCUCAUUUUUACAGACAAUGCGUAACAAAUGAUAGUGGCCAUGGGUAGUAAUGAGAAUACAGCUGCAAGAGUUACCUCAUUACUGCGGUAAUAGGAAGCAUACUGCAGGGCUGGUUCUGCUUUGUUUAUGUUGCGUUUUUGUAGACUGUAGUAGCUGCAUGUAUUGCGUUUGGGCUGGGAGGAAGAGGUGUGGUUAGACAGAGCAAAACAAAGGUCACAAUUUAAGGGCAACAACUGUAGUAUUUUCAGAGUAAAAUGCCACCCUUGUGGACUACUACUUUCAGGUACUAGUAAAAUGUAAUAUUCUGCAAGCCCCAGGAGAUACUUGAGAGGUGUUGUAAGAUGCUUCUUUCUAAAUCCACUGUUGUGUUGUUUACAUUGACUUCAGUCAUUUAUCCUACUAAAAUGACUUUCUUAGAGUGGUAUGAACUUCUUUACAUGGUGUCCUCUUAAGACAGAGUCGACUUUUACUCAAAUCAUAACAUGUCUCAUGUCUGCAUUGCAUUCUGGUCUACUGAGGCUAUUGUCGGUGGAGAAAUCUCUGUCUUUACAGUCUUCUUGAUCUUUGAUCCCAGUAUUCUUAAACUUGAUGAAAUGCCCUGUAAAUGCAAGGACAAUGCCAACUGAACAUUGGCAAAGUGUUUUGGGAUAGUUUGUUUAGAGACACUGUGUUUUCUAGAAUAUUUAUGUGAUUAUCUUUUGAAUAGUUCUGACGACGAAAGUUUUUUGUUUGUAGAAAAACAAGCCAAUCCCAGUAUACAGUGUAUGUAUUGUUUACAGCCCAUUUCUCUUAGUCUACAUCCACGCUAAGUCAUUUUCAUUUUAAUGCAAAUAAUUGUUGUUACGUCUACACGUAGCGUCCACACUGUUUUGGUGUUUUGGAACCACUAAAAUGAAGACCUAUGAAAAUGCUGCUGCAGACCCCAUUUAAGUUUAAAAACUCGUAAAACUUGUGAUUUAGUCUUGAAAACAAAGACUUUUGGAAACACAUAGAGACACAUGUUAUUGAUCAAAGCCUGUCAAGUCAAAGUACUAUAGCUAGGUGUACGUACUUUUUAUUUUUAUCCUUCUUGUGUGGGUACUACUACUACUACAACUACUACUACACUUUGACUGCCAUACUCCGCCGUACUACUGUGUUACUGCACUUUAAUUGACUGUCUCACUUUGUCAUCGGUCCAAGCAGAGAAAUCUCUGGUUUUACUUUUCAUGAUCUUCAUAGUAUUUUCUGUAACUAAGCAAUCAAACACAGAGUAGACAAUCUGCUUCCUGUUAACAUGCAUUUUUAAGCAUGUUAGUAUAGGCAGAGAUUAAUUCUAAAACAGUGCAAGAUCGCUUGUGUUUAUGGAGGUCGAUUUCAUUUCAACAUGCCAUAUUAAGAUGAAACGUAUUAGUGUGGAUGUUACAUCGGUUUCCUGGUAUCAGAUCCAUGGUUAUGGUAGGACGUUGCAGUGUACCUUGCUGUCUGUCACAGUGCAUUUCUGGCACCAUCACUGGGGUGCACCAACAUUGGAAAAUUUCUAAAUUCAACACAUACACAGUAGUAUCUUUAACAUAUAUAUUUUCACGUAAGCCACACCAGUAUACUCUGAAAACUGUGCCUACUUUCCCCCCUCCUUUGUGUUACUGUGAUAUUAAUCUUGCAUAGCCAGACUUAUCUCCACACUUUUUUUGCAAAUGGUCCGACUGACCCAAUCAUAAUUGCACAAUGAUGGGCAAAAAGCUCUUAGUUCAUUGUAUUUCUUCAAACCAAUCACAAUCAUCCUGGGUGGCGUUACGCCCAGGAUGCAGCAAUGGUGCCAUGGGUUGCAAAAUAGCGUUGGGAAAUAGCAAAAUGGGAGGAGAAUAACAUCCUAAAUAGGCUGCCAAUGGCACACUUAUACCCACAGUCUACAUUCUGUGAGUCAGACUAUAUAAACUAAAAGAUAUUAAAGUUUAAAAUACACAUCAUUAUAUCUUCUAAGUCUAACGUGCCUUGUUAAGUCUUAAGUUUUUAGGUUUUCGGUUUUGAUCAUUUGUAGUGGGAUUGGGAGGGGGUCUGUGUUUAAUCUGUAGAAUUCCACAUGAUGGAUCCCUUCGUCUGUGUGCGUCCCAUGCUUCAGUCCAGAGUGAGUGGGCCAUCGCGUACAGCCACAAGCAGAUGUCAGUGUGCGGGCCGUAUUGAAGUGGACACAAAUCUCAACUAAGCCUCUCUAGUCCUUAUGUAA